Messenger RNA from Exophiala spinifera, 405 nucleotides. RefSeq lists its product as uncharacterized. The record is from RefSeq and is a predicted model, not a curated record. Bases 1 to 405 code for a protein of 134 amino acids. The transcript has 2 exons. NCBI's taxonomy places the organism in Eukaryota, Fungi, Ascomycota, Eurotiomycetes, Chaetothyriales, Herpotrichiellaceae.
AUGUUCGAGCAUACGACCAAGUCGGGCGUUGUUCUCGUGCUGCUUAGUUUAACCUCGCAGGUUCAAUCUUCUCCGAUCGCAUUACCUGCUCCACAGGCUGUCACGGCACAGAUAUCUCCCAUCACGCCGCCGAGGGCAGGGUCUACAGGGGACGUGCCUGGGAAUUUUGGGAUCGUCGUGAUGGAUGUAUCGAUAUCAACAUCGAGAGCAACCGGAAGUGCCGGAGCAGCACGAACCCCAAGCAGACCACCUACCGUACUCGACAGGCUUGCGGUAUCUCGCUCGGUCCUCUUCUUCUUCGUCGACGUCGUCGUCUUCUUACACGGCGGCACCGUCGGCACGGCGUGUCCACUCAUCACUGGUCUUAUGCCAGACGAACACGACGCUGCAGCUCAGUCUUCUUGA